AUGCACUUGGUCACAUUUUUCACCAAUAUCAUUGGUGUGGUGACCAUUGGUCUUCUCUCUAUAGUUUCCAUUUUGGGCCUGAUUUGCCUGAGCCGAUCGACAUAUUUUCAGUUGUGGAUCAAGAGGAGUGGUUAUCAACGGCUUAGCUACUUCAACGGACCGUGGCUGACACGGAUAACAUUAAUAUUGGUUGCAUUUUGGUGGGGUAUUGGAGAGGUACUUCGGCUCACUUUUGUGAAUGGAGAGGGAAGAUUCACUUCUAAUUUGUCAUGGCAAGAGAAUAUAUGCAAAUUCUAUAUCAUCUCAAAUUUGGGGUUCGCAGAGCCAGGCUUGUUCUUGUUACUUGCUUUUCUUCUCAAUGCAGCUUUGCAAAAGCAAGAGCUUGGUACAUUAAAUCAGAAAUGGAAUCAAAAGACUAUUCGUGCCAUGUUUCUUAUUUGUAUUCCUUCCCUUGUUUGGGAAGCUUGUGUGGUAUUCAUCGGUCCUCAUGUUGCUUCAAAUAAUGACCAGACAUCGAAGCUCGCAAACUACUGGUUUUCGGCCUCGGCAGUCCGCAAUGGAAAUAUCGCAUGCACAUACCCAUUGCUGAGCAGUAUAUUUCUUGGGGCAUUUUAUAUCACCUUAACAAUUUAUAUGAUAUCUGUUGGAAAUCAGAUGUUAUCUUUGGUGAUCAACAAAGGGCUUCGACAGAGAAUAUAUAUGCUAAUAUUUGCCACAACAAUACUGCUUCCUCGGGUUAUACUUCUUGGGCUUUCUAUUGUUCCAUGGCCAGGUGAAAUAGCACAUGAAUCUCUCGUGUUUAUCUCCUUCAUGAUAUUAAUGCUUGCUGCCACGGUUGGUAUUGUGAUUCUGGUGUACUUUCCGGUUGCUGAUACCUUUGCUAUAGCAGAUCAAGAGCAUGUUGAGAUGCAAGCAAGUCAUACUAUUAUCAUAUGACUCUUAGCUUUGUACAUUCAACUUAUUUCUUGCUAUCUUCAAGGACAAAUAUGGCGGUUUUCUUGGUUGCUUCUGUGGCAUGCUACUUGUCAAUCUUGAGGAUGUGCUGAGAUUUUGUCAUGUAGGUGUUGUAAACAUAGAAUCAAUUAAAAUAGGGGUAACAUUCUUAUGUUCUUUGAUUCUUUUUGUCCUUUUCUAAAAUAGUUUCUGUGAAGGGGAGAAAAUUCUUAUGUUGUAAACUCAAGUAGGUGUG
This is a messenger RNA of Brachypodium distachyon (stiff brome), 1189 nucleotides long. RefSeq lists its product as uncharacterized. Lineage: Eukaryota; Viridiplantae; Streptophyta; Magnoliopsida; Poales; Poaceae. The record is from RefSeq and is a predicted model, not a curated record. The coding region runs from base 1 to 936 and encodes 311 amino acids. The transcript has a single exon.